This is a messenger RNA of Exophiala bonariae, 1500 nucleotides long. RefSeq lists its product as uncharacterized. Gene Ontology annotation, molecular function: oxidoreductase activity, acting on paired donors, with incorporation or reduction of molecular oxygen; iron ion binding; monooxygenase activity. The coding region runs from base 1 to 1500 and encodes 499 amino acids. The record is from RefSeq and is a predicted model, not a curated record. The transcript has 2 exons. NCBI's taxonomy places the organism in Eukaryota, Fungi, Ascomycota, Eurotiomycetes, Chaetothyriales, Herpotrichiellaceae.
AUGCUACUAGUCGCUGGUUUCGCCGUACUAUUCGGUGUCCUCUUCAUCCAACCACUUGUGGUGUAUGCUGUGGAUCGGAAAGGCCUUCGGAAGUUCCCCUCCCCGUCUUAUGCAGCUGUCUCUUCCUUCUGGCGCAUUAUCCACAAUCUUCGCAAGGAGCAUUUCCUCGCCAUCCAUGAAGCACACACAAAUUUAGGCACGCAUGUUCGCAUAGCACCAAACCACAUUUCCAUUUCAGAUCCCGCUGCUAUGAAUGAUAUCUACGGCCAUGGGGCGGGUUUCCUCAAGGAUGCCUGGUACGAUGGUGGAGCCGGCGAAUUCCGACAUAUGGCAGAUGCUCGUGUCAAAGCCGAGCACCAGCAGAAACGUAAACUGCUGGCUCACGUUUUUGCACAGAAGACCAUUGCAAACCUGGAGCCCGUGAUAUCAGAUACUGUCGCGAUUCUACUUACACAAGUAGAAAAGGCUGCACUAAGUGGGACGCCGAUGAAUAUGAGGCGAUAUCUCAACUACUUCACAAUCGAUGUUUUCUCGAGGCUCCUCUAUGGCGAGACUCAGGGAUGUCUGGAGCGCGGAAAUGACAUGGUCACUGCCCAGUCGGAGGCUGGAAAGAUCUAUAAAACGCCUUUCAUUAAGUCACUCCACGAUGCGACAAUCAUCAACACUGUACUCGGCAUGGAGGCACCCAUUCUCAGCCUCACCAAACGUCUUUUCUCCUGGCAUCCAUACAAGAAGGCAGGAGCGUCGUACGAUGACAUCAUUUACUACAACACAGUGAAAAGACUCAAUGAGAACGACACAGAAGCAGAUGACAUCUUCUCCAAGCUUUUGAUUGACAAUAAAGGCGCCGCACUAGGCUUGAAGCUGGGUGAAGUGCUCGCUGAAUGUAGCGUUAUGAUGAACGCGGGGACGGACACCACAACCGCGGCAUUGACCAACACGAUCUACCUUCUAUAUAAAAACCCUUCCGUCCUAGCUCGACUGAGAGACGAACUCGACGAAGCAACAGGAAUAAGCCCAAUCUCAGCUUAUGAGACUCUCUCCCGACUCCCCUACCUCAGAGCCUGCGUUGAAGAAUCCCUCCGCGUCCGUCCCGCAAGCACCAUGGGCCUUCCACGUGUUGUGCCCAAAGGCGGCCGUCUUAUCGCCGGUCAGUUUGUCGCCGAGGACACUACAGUCUCAGUCCCCACCUACACACUCCUGCGCAACCAAGAAGUGUUCGACAGACCCGAAGUGUAUCUGCCGGAACGCUGGCUUGGGGGAGAAAGCGAAAAAGCCAAACUGAGCAAGGCCCAUUUUCCCUUCAGCAUCGGGCCUAGAGCGUGUAUUGGACGAAACAUUGCAUAUUUCGAACAGUUGCUCGUCAUUGCAGCGUUGGUCAAGGGGUACGAGUUUGAAUUUGAGUCGGAAGGGUUUGAGUUGAGAACUUUGGAGAGGUUCAAUGGGAAUCCGGAUGAAAUGGUCAUGCGAGUUCGGAAGCGAGUAUUGGUUUCUCCCUGA